Numida meleagris (helmeted guineafowl) is the source of this 3420-nucleotide messenger RNA. Its product is annotated as toll-like receptor 2. Lineage: Eukaryota; Metazoa; Chordata; Aves; Galliformes; Numididae. The record is from RefSeq and is a predicted model, not a curated record. Gene Ontology annotation, biological process: inflammatory response; immune response; toll-like receptor signaling pathway. Gene Ontology annotation, molecular function: triacyl lipopeptide binding; transmembrane signaling receptor activity; protein binding. Gene Ontology annotation, cellular component: membrane. Bases 49 to 2895 code for a protein of 948 amino acids. The transcript is spliced from 3 exons.
CCCCGCUGCCAGCAUUACAAAAGCAGCAGUGGGGCUGGGCAGCUCCAGAUGCUGCAGCAGGGCUGCGAGGAGAGCAGGCACUGGAAGCACAAGAAGACACAGUGUGAGCAAACUCCCAAGGAAGACGUGGGGCAGGAGAGGAGCCGAGCGGCGAACUUACCAGGCUCGGGGACGUCUCCAGAGAUGAGCGAGUAUGCAGGCAGUGACCUCUCCUGCUGCAGGGUGCCACAUCCAAAUCCCCAAAAUUCAUCUUCAGAGCCAGUCUUCUCUUUUUCUUAUUCCUACAGGAUGAGGAUCCUUAUUGGAAGUCUUUAUUUCUACUUCGUUUCUUUCUUAUUCAGUAGAGUAAAUGGAUUCCUAACUCAGAGAACAUCUCCAGCGUCUUCCUUCCUAUUUUAUAACUACUCUUACUUAAACUUCUCUUCUGUAGCAGAAGCACAAGCUCCCAAAACAGCAAGAGUUCUCAACUUCUCACACAAUGCAAUUGAAAAAAUAACCAAAAGAGACUUUGAAGGUUUUGAUGUACUGGAAGUUUUAGACCUUUCCUACAAUCACAUUAAGGACAUUGAACCAGGUGCAUUUGAGAACCUGCUCAGCCUUGUUUCUGUGAAUUUAUCCUUUAAUGAUAAGAAUCUUCUGGUUCCUGGUCUUGCACCUCACCUGAAACUCAUGCCGACCAGCGGAGCCCCAGGGCCUUCACAGAUUUGCAUGUAUUUUCAAAAAUCAGCAGAGGCCGCUCUGAAGCCUCCUGCACCAGCUGAACUGCUGCCACAUUUGGAAGAUCCCUCUGAUCUGGGAAGUGUUAAACCAAGUUUCAGACGAAGAAGAGCAGAGGAAAAUACAACUUCCCCUCCAACAGCCACGCUGAGGCCUGACACCUGUGCAGCACCAAUCAACGGGUUACUUGAUCUGUCAAGGAGCAAACUGUCUGAUGAAGAGCUGACGGCAAAACUGGAUCCAGACCUCUGCCAAGCUCAGCUGGGUGCUGUUUUGGAGUUUAACAUUAGUCACAGUGAGCUGGAAAUGGAUCUUCUCUCUCUGUUCAUCCUGUUUUUGCCAAUGGAAGAUAUACAGUCCGUUGAUGCCAGCUACAACAAAAUAACAAUUAACAACAUAGACGUUGAAGCGAUCUGUCACUUCCCAUUCAGCAACUUUUCAUUUUUAAAUAUUAGCAACAACCCCAUAAACAGCUUGGAAACCAUGUGCCUCCCACCAACCAUUACGGUCAUUGAUCUGUCCUUCACAAACAUUAGUACAAUACCUGCGAAUUUUGCUAAAAAGUUAUCUAAAUUAGAACAUAUGUACGUUCAAGGAAAUCAGCUCAUAUACACGGUACGUCCAGAAAGCCUCAGUGCAACCCCUAAGCCUCCCCCUGGAACUGUACACAUCAGCGCCAUUUCCUUUGUCAGAAACCAGGCCGGUACACCCAUCGAAAGCCUUCCAGAGAGGGUAAAACACCUGAAAGUGUCCAACUGCUCCAUUGUAGAACUUCCAGAAUGGUUUGCCAACAGAAUGCAAGAAUUACUAUUUCUGGAUCUCAGCAGCAAUCGGAUUUCCAUGCUUCCCGACUUACCUAUCUCUCUGCAGCAUCUCGACGUAAGUAACAGUGAUAUUAAAACGAUACCUCCUAGUUUUAAAUCUCUCUCCAACUUAACCACAUUUAAUAUUCAAAAUAAUAAAAUUACAGACAUGCAUCCCGAAUACUUCCCGUCAACUUUAACAAAAUGUGAUAUUAGUAAAAAUAAGUUGAAGGUACUGUCACUAAGCAAAGCCCUGGAGAACCUCGACUCUCUUAAUGUUUCUGGAAACCUACUAGCCAGACUGGAACCUGUCAGCCAGCUGUCUGCACUCGCUAACCUGGACAGUAGCCACAAUCUGAUUUCAGAACUCCCUGACCACUUUGGGCAAUCUCUCCCAAUGCUGAAGUAUUUUAAUCUGUCAGGGAAUAAGAUCUCCUUCCUACAGCGCGGCUCUCUCCCAGCUUCUCUGGAGGAGCUGGACAUUAGCGACAAUGCCAUCACUACCAUAGUGCAAGAUACUUUUGGGCAGUUAACAAGCCUGAGUGUUUUGACUGUUCAAGGGAAACAUUUUUUUUGUAACUGUGACUUGUACUGGUUUGUGAAUGUCUACAUGCGUAACCCACAUUUGCAGAUAAAUGGCAAAGACGAUCUCAGGUGCAGCUUUCCACCAGACCGACGGGGCUUGCUGGUGAAGAGCAGUAAUCUCACACUCCUGCAUUGCUCCCUGGGCAUUCAGAUGGCCAUUACAGCUUGCGUGGCCAUCCUGGUUGUGCUGGUGCUAACAGGCUUAUGUUGGCGCUUUGAUGGGCUGUGGUAUGUGAGAAUGGGCUGGUACUGGUGUAUGGCAAAGAGGAAGCAGUACAAGAAGAGGCCAGAAAAUAAGCCCUUCGAUGCCUUCAUUUCAUACAGUGAGCACGAUGCAGAGUGGACGAAAGAGAAUCUACUGAAAAAACUGGAAACUGACGGGUUCAAGAUAUGUUAUCACGAGAGGGAUUUCAAACCGGGGCAUCCUGUUCUUGGCAACAUUUUUUACUGCAUAGAGAACAGCCAUAAAGUCCUUUUUGUUCUCUCUCCCAGUUUCGUAAAUAGCUGCUGGUGUCAGUAUGAACUGUAUUUUGCUGAACACCGGGUCCUGGAUGAAAAUCAGGAUUCCCUCAUUAUGAUUGUGCUGGAAGACCUCCCGCCCAACAGUGUGCCUCAGAAGUUCAGCAAACUCAGAAAGCUGCUGAAAAGAAAAACCUACUUAAAGUGGAGCCCCGAAGAACACAAACAGAAGAUUUUCUGGCAUCAGCUAGCAGCUGUCCUAAAAACAACCAACGAACCGCUGGUGAGAGCAGAAAAUGGACCCAACGAGGAUAUAAUUGAGAUGGAAUGAGAGACAAGGACUCAUGAAAACUGCGCCUGGAAAGUCUGCAGUCCAAUAAAAGUGUUUCCAUGAUUACCUUCUGCAAAGCCUGCUGUGUUGCAACUGGGGUUUGUCUCAGGUCAGUUCCAGGAGAGGUUACUGAUGGCUUUGUAGGAUGCACGUUACUCGAUCUGAAAAAAUAAUCCACGAUCCGUAGGGCUGAGACCUGAGCACUGGCAAACAGCCUUUCAUUUCCAGGUGCUUGAUUUUCUUCAGCUAUUACUAACGUUUCUUAAAAUGUUGUGGUUGUCACCUGAAAGGAAGAACAGCUUGAGUCACGCUGCAUAUCCUAACUAUCUUUUGGAGAUUACUGCAGAGAUAAUAAGAAGUAGUGUCAUUCAAAUACAACGUGCUUCAGAUCCUUAGUUCUAGUACAGCUUCAAAUAGAAUGCACUGUGGUUACAGCCAGGAAAAGCACAAACUGCAAUAGUAUCCAGGUAACACUUUCCUUCUGUGGGUUAGCACAAAAAGAUUAAAGUCUGUAUAGCCAUCUGA